AUGGACUGCGUGUUUGACGGACCCGAUCGGGGAUUCUAUAUAAAGUCUGCCCGGGGUCGGGGCGGCCCAGUUCAGGAUAUCCAGGUCAAAAACAUUAAGAUGACCAACAUCAAAAAGGAGUUUAUAAUGAUGGACAUGACUUACCCGGAUAACUACCCAAAGGAAAUAAAGGCCGAAACCUUUAAGAAGACAACUCCGGUAUAUAAGGACAUCACAAUCGACGGCAUAACGGGUGACGCGAAAAACUCCAUCAGCAUAACCGGCCUCCCGGAGUCGCACAUUGAAAAUGUCAAAUUCAUGAAUAUAGAGUACACGUCCCACCAUGAUGAUGGCGGAAUGCAAAGUUGGGAAUCCGAACCCGUUGGGAACCCGGGCCCGCCCAACCCGUACGGGUUUCGGACGGGUUUGGGCUCAUGUGUGACUGGGCCGGGUUGGGCC
Oppiella nova is the source of this 438-nucleotide messenger RNA. Lineage: Eukaryota; Metazoa; Arthropoda; Arachnida; Sarcoptiformes; Oppiidae. The record is from the annotation of a GenBank genome assembly.